Molecule: messenger RNA, 1194 nt
Organism: Leguminivora glycinivorella
Lineage: Eukaryota; Metazoa; Arthropoda; Insecta; Lepidoptera; Tortricidae
Product: cold shock domain-containing protein 3-like
Exons: 2
Coding region: 76-615 (179 amino acids)
Molecular function (GO): nucleic acid binding; zinc ion binding
Source: RefSeq, a predicted model, not a curated record
GUCGUGCUUUUGUUGGAUGGCCACUUCAAACCAAAAAUAUGUGGAUUUGCUGAGCGUAAUAGCUUCUACAGCGCCAUGCAGUCCGCUAAUGAAACCUUCUCGGAUUGGGCGGCCAGAGUACGAGGGUUGGCACUACAUUGUGGUUUCUCGGCAUCGACGCUCGACGAUACCCUUCGUGACCGAUUUGUUUUAGGCAUGGUUCAGGGACCAGAACGAGACAAGCUCUUCACUGAGGCGAUGUCUAGCCUCACGUUUUCCAGCGCUUUGCAAACGGCGGAAAAUGUUCGAAGCGCCCGAAAAGGCGCACGUGCUGGCGCAACCGGGGCCUCGGGCUCCAGCGCCGCCGACAACGAGCUUGGCGUAUACAAGAUGGCGGCCAGCAGGGCGCCCGCCUCGGCAGGCGCGCGGCCCACCGGAUCUACUGGCGCCUCGUGCACAAUCUGCGGCUACCGUGGACAUUCGGCAUCAGAUUGCAGAUUUGCUAACUCAAUUUGUGAUAAGUGCGGUUCUAAAGGGCAUCUUAAACGCGUGUGUCGUAAAAAGUUACCAAACAAAAAAAUUAAUUUUGUCGAAUGUUGCUUGGACAGUGGUGAUGAAGAAGGCCUUGCAGACUAAAUAUUACGAUGGUAACAGAAGUGUCCAAUUUUGUAUCGGUGAAACUGUGUUAGUUAAAGUUUAUAAAAAUCAAAAAUCAUACUGGACAAUAGGAGUUGUAAUUAAACAAAUAGGUAAAACCAUGUAUAUUGUGAAAUUAGACGAUAACAAAACGCUAAAAAAACAUAUUUAUCAAUUACAAAAGUAUAAAGGGGAGGAGAUAAGUGAAGAACGAUCCGUGGCAGAACGAACACCCCCCUCCAGCACUUUGAUUGAAGAUCAUGAGAACGAGCCUGACAUGUUACAGGCUCUCCUAUGGCCACCGUCAGGUCUCCAGCAGGCAACUCCAGCACCCGAACCGGGCCCUCCGCGAGAACGCCAAGAAGCGCAACCAUCAGGCACUGCUCAACGGGAAUCCUCGCCACCUCUUGAUUCACUUACUACCGGCGGCAGUGACACUGACGGCCGUGCGACGUCAGUAACUGACGAGCCAGCCAGGUUGCCCUCGCCGACGCCGACGCCAGGACAGAGCCUGACGGACGGUUCGGCUCCGCAGGAAGAUGUUCAGGCCGAUACCGCGCCAGAAAUAUCCCACGUAAA